AUGACAGCAAAACAGCUAAAUAGUCCAUUACUAGGUCAUAAAGAAAAAAACAACCUUAGAUUAAAUAAUAAUAUCCAAAGGAGAGUUGUUUAUGCUAUAAUAUUAUGCACAUUAUUUACUAUUAUAGAAGUAAUAGUUGGGAUUUUUUCUCAUUCCUUGGCAUUGAUAUCAGAUGCUUCACACUUACUUUCUGAUCUUUGUUGUUACUUUAUAACACUUGUUAGUAUAUAUAUGGCGAAACAGAAGGCAACUAAGACAAUGUCAUUUGGAUAUCACCGUGCAGAGGUAUUAGGAGCUUUACUGAGUAUACUACUCAUUUGGAUUAUGACUAUAUUACUAGUUUAUGAAGCUAUUCAACGAAUAUUUAAACCUAUAUCAGUUGAUGGUAUAUCAAUGUUUAUAACUGCAAUGUUUGGUACAUUUGCCAAUAUAUUUAUUACUUUUGUUUUAUCCAUUCACAGUCAUGGAAUUCCAUUAACAAGUAAUUCAUGUAGUAUGGAUCAUAAUUAUGAAACAAAACAUAUAUGUAAAUUUACUAAGUUUACUAAGAAUUCCCAAGUAUCUGUUUCACCUGAUAUCACAAAAUCAACUCAUUUUUUUGAUGAUGAUUGUAACAAUAAUAUAGAUGAUAAUAAACAGAGUAUAAGUCUGCAAUCAGCUUAUAUUCACGUUAUUGGAGAUAUUUUACAAAAUAUUGGAUUAAUGAUUGCAGGUUUAUGUAUAUGGUUCAAACCCUCUUGGUCUAUUGCAGAUCCUCUGUGCACAAUUUUAUUUUCAUUUUUUGUAUUAGCAACUACUUUAAAUAUUUUAAAAGAUGUAGCAACUGUACUUAUGGAAGGAACUCCAGUAGGGAUAGAUUGUACUUCAAUUCAACAAGAUAUGUUAAAUUUAGAUACUGUAUAUGAAGUACAUGAUCUUCAUGUGUGGUCUUUAUCUGUUGGUGUUCCAGCUCUUUCAUGUCAUUUAGUAGUAAUAAAGGAGGGAAGUGCUAGGGAAACUUUAAGAUAUGCUACAGAAUUAUGCCAAAAGAAAUAUGGAAUAUAUCAUACAACAAUUCAAAUAGAUUAUUCGGUAAAUAAAGUAGCAUGUGAUACUUUGCAUCACAAAAAAUGUUUCGUUGGAUCCAAUAGUUUAGUAUUUUCAAGAGAUGAGAAUACUCAAAAUAACAGCUGA
Molecule: messenger RNA, 1173 nt
Organism: Cryptosporidium muris RN66
Lineage: Eukaryota; Apicomplexa; Conoidasida; Eucoccidiorida; Cryptosporidiidae
Product: Zinc transporter ZAT-1, putative
Exons: 1
Coding region: 1-1173 (390 amino acids)
Biological process (GO): zinc ion transmembrane transport
Cellular component (GO): plasma membrane
Molecular function (GO): zinc ion transmembrane transporter activity
Source: RefSeq, a predicted model, not a curated record